This is a messenger RNA of Glarea lozoyensis ATCC 20868, 741 nucleotides long. RefSeq lists its product as uncharacterized. Bases 1 to 741 code for a protein of 246 amino acids. Lineage: Eukaryota; Fungi; Ascomycota; Leotiomycetes; Helotiales; Helotiaceae. The transcript is spliced from 2 exons. The record is from RefSeq and is a predicted model, not a curated record. Gene Ontology annotation, cellular component: mitochondrion; membrane; cytoplasm.
AUGGCUGUCCUCAAACCAGCCAUCCUCCUCCGCCUCCGCAAACCCCCUUCGCUCCCCUCCAAACGCUACGUCUCGAACACCAGCAAACCCGACGACAGCACCUCCAUCCCAGUCCCCAACACUGUGCCCACGAUCCCCAUAUGGCAGCGUCUGGGCCCGCUAUCCCGAGGUUUCCAAGCGUAUGGAAGGAGUCAGAGGAAGUGGCCGUAUAGGACGCAGUUUAUAAGUUCGCUGGUGAUUUAUUUUCUUGGGGAUCUGUCGGCGCAGAAGAUGAAUGGGGAUGAAUAUGAUGGGAAGAGGACGUUGCGGGCGUUUGUUAUUAGUGCGGGGAGUUCGAUUCCGAGUUAUAAAUGGUUCAUGUUCCUCAACACCCACUUCAACUACCCCUCCCGUCUCCUCUCCCUCCUCACCAAAGUCACCGUCAACCAAAUCUGCUUCACGCCCCUCUUCAACACGUAUUUCUUCGGCAUGCAAUCCCUCCUCUCGGGCGACGCCCUCCCAGAGGUUUGGGAACGCAUAAAAAGAACGGUCCCGACUAGCAUGCUGAAUAGUUGUAAAUUGUGGCCCGCGGUGACCGCGUUCAGUUUUACAUUUAUAGAUGCGCAGUAUAGAAGUGUUUUUGCGGGGGUUAUUGCGAUUGGGUGGCAGACUUAUUUGAGUUUUUUGAAUAGGAGGGCGGAGGUGGAGAGUGGGUUGGAGAGGGGGAUGGAGGAGAAGGAGGGGAGGAGGAUUGAAGUUUAG